GGACGAAUAGAAAACGGACCGCGACAACAGAAAACUGGAAGAGGCAGCCGUGAGUAUAAAACUGGAGAGCCUCGUCGAUCCUAACAUCAUUUUCUCAGCAUUUUUCGGAAAAUCAGCAUGUCUGCUAAGCUCUUCGUCAUCGCCGCCCUCGUGGCAGUUGCUUGCGCCGCCCCUGCUCCCGACGCCCCACCCUACGGGCACCCUCCCCCAUCCUACAAGGAACCAGGAAUGCCCUUCGAGUUCGCCUACGCCGUGAAGGACGACUACACCGGCAACGACUUCGCCCAUAACGAGAAGAGCGACGGGCACGUCACCUCCGGGUCGUACCGCGUCGCCCUCCCCGACGGGCGCACUCAGAUCGUCACCUUCACCGCCGACCAUCACGGAGGGUACGUCGCCGACGUGAAAUACGAGGGCGUGGCCUCCUACCCACCCCCUGCCAAGCCUGCGUACGGCCCACCCCCACCAGCUUACGCCUAGGGAGUCCUAGGGGAAUCCUCGAGGAAUCCUAUGGACCUCACUUUGUACAGUAGAUAUUUCUGGAUGCCGUCAUCGAGUUCCUUUCUCCUUUUAUAUUGGAUAAAGGUCGAGUCAGGUUUCUGUGGAUCCAGAAUUUUCUAUCAUUGAAGACUUUCGCCGUUAGAAUUUGUUCCUGCUUCUCAAUGAGAAGGUUUGAUUAAAACCUGAGAACUAUUUUUUGUAAAUAAAACCACCGAUUAUGA
Molecule: messenger RNA, 722 nt
Organism: Macrobrachium nipponense
Lineage: Eukaryota; Metazoa; Arthropoda; Malacostraca; Decapoda; Palaemonidae
Product: cuticle protein 19-like
Exons: 2
Coding region: 118-480 (120 amino acids)
Cellular component (GO): extracellular matrix
Source: RefSeq, a predicted model, not a curated record